Messenger RNA from Aspergillus candidus, 2846 nucleotides. RefSeq names its product translation initiation factor eIF3 core subunit c (gene nip1). The record is from RefSeq and is a predicted model, not a curated record. The coding region runs from base 187 to 2766 and encodes 859 amino acids. The transcript is spliced from 2 exons. Gene Ontology annotation, biological process: translational initiation. Gene Ontology annotation, molecular function: translation initiation factor binding; translation initiation factor activity; RNA binding. NCBI's taxonomy places the organism in Eukaryota, Fungi, Ascomycota, Eurotiomycetes, Eurotiales, Aspergillaceae. Gene Ontology annotation, cellular component: eukaryotic translation initiation factor 3 complex.
CCUCACAAACGGGACUUUUUCUUUCUCCAGGCAAUCACAAAGAGAGCGCCCCGACAUCGACCACUUUUCGCCCUUGCUUACAGGGAUUUGAUCCGCUGUUUUUCACCACCCCCCCCCAUAUCCCUACGAAUUUUUCUCCCCUAAAACUCGGCGACAAAUCGAAGACGAAAAUUUCAACCAGCCAACAUGUCGCGUUUCUUCUACGGUGGCGGUAGCGACAGCGAGAGUAGCUCCUCCGGGGAGGAGGAUGUCUAUGAUCAUGACGAGGAGGAGAAGUCGUCUGAUGAGGAGGAGUCCAGCGAGGAGGAGUCCUCGGAGGAGGGAGAGGAGUCUGACGAGGAGGAAGCCGGCAAAGGUGGAGCUGGCGCGUUCUUAAGGGAUGUUUCGGAGAGUGAGGAGAGUGAGGAUGAGGAGAAGGUUACGGUCGUGAAGAGUGCCAAGGAUAAGCGGUUGGAGGAGCUCGAGAGUAUUAUCAAGUUGAUUGAGAAUGCUGAGAAGAUUAAUGAUUGGGCUGUUAUUUCCGGAGAGUUCGACAAGCUCAACCGCCAAAUCACCCGCGUUACUGGUCCUACUCCUCGCGUCUAUGUCAAGGCUGUCGCCGAUCUGGAGGAUCUCGUCAACGAGACCGCCGCCAAGCAGAAGGCCUCCAACAAGAAGAUGAACCAGAGCAACACCAAGGGUUUCAACGCCGUCAAGCAGCGGAUCAAGAAGAACAACAAGGACUACGCCACCCAGAUCGACAAGUACCGUGCCGAUAAGGAUGCCUACAUGACCGCCGUCGAGGAGGAGGCUCGCCCCGUCGUCUCUGCUCCCCGCAUCUCCAAGGUCGAGCGCGUCGAGGCCCCCGCUGCCUCCUUCGCCGACGACGAUGGGUUCGCGACCGUCGGCCGUGGCGGCAAGACCCUCCAGUACACCCCGGAGAGCAUCCUGAAGCACCUCCGUGUCAUCCUGGAGUCCCGAGGCAAGAAGAACACCGACCGUCUGGAGCAGAUCCGCACCAUGGAGAAGCUCCUCGAGGUCUCGCAGACCCCCUACCAGCGCAUCCGUGUCUACCUGACCCUCAUCUCCACCCGCUUCGACCUCACCUCUUCUUCGUCCGCCAACUACAUGAGCAUCGACCAGUGGAAGGCCGCCCAGGGUGAAAUCGGCGCCCUCUUGUCCGUCCUUGAGAACACCAAGGAUUACAUCGUAACCGAAGGUGCGGAGGAGUGGGAGGAUGAUGAGAGGCAGCCUCAGCCUACCGCCGAGCAGCCCGUGAUCAUCCCUGGCAGCAUCGUCUCCUACGUCGAGCGACUGGAUGACGAGCUCAUCCGCUCUCUGCAGCAGAUCGAUCCUCACACCGCCGAGUACAUCGAGCGCCUGAGCGACGAGAAGCAGCUGUACACCGCCCUGGUCCGUGCCCAGGCCUACAUCGAGGGCCUCAACAAGUCCGACAAGAGCGACCCCCGACAGGACAGCCUGAACCGCGUGGUCAUGCGCCGACUGGAGCACGUCUACUUCAAGCCCACGCAGGUCGUCAACAUCCUCGAGGACGGCGCCUGGAAGGCUCUGCCCGAGCAGCUCAAGUCCGAGAUCACCCCCCAGGCCCAGACCGCCGAUGCCGCCCAGCUCGUGGAGACCCUGUGCAACUACCUGUUCCGCUUCAGCGACGGUAUCAUCCGCGCGCGCGCCAUGCUCAGCCAGAUCUACUUCGCUGCCCUGCACGACCACUACUACCGUGCCCGUGAUCUGAUGCUCAUGUCCCACCUGACGGAGAACAUCUCCAACUUCGACGUCACCACGCAGAUCCUGUUCAACCGCACCCUGGUCCAGAUCGGUCUCUGCGCCUUCCGCGCGGGCCUGAUCUACGAGGCCCAGAACACCCUCGGCGAGGUCUGCGGCAGCGGCCGCCAGAAGGAGCUGCUCGCCCAGGGCAUCAUCCUCCAGCGCUACUCGACCGUGUCGCCCGAGCAGGAGCGCCUUGAGCGCCAGCGCCAGCUGCCCUUCCACAUGCACAUCAACCUCGAGCUGCUGGAGUGCAUCUACCUCACCUCGAGCAUGUUCAUGGAGGUGCCGCUGAUGGCCCAGACCUCGUCGGCCCCCGAGAUGAAGCGCCGCGUCAUCUCCAAGACCUUCCGCCGCAUGCUCGACUACAACGAGCGCCAGGUGUUCACGGGCCCCGCCGAGAACACCCGCGACGGCGUCAUCAUGAGCGCCAAGCUCCUGGCCGCCGGUGACUGGAAGAAGGCCGCCGAGAUGCUCAACUCCAUCAAGAUCUGGGAUCUGAUGCCGCAGCCCGAGAAGGUCAAGGAGAUGCUGACCCAGCAGAUCCAGGAGGAGGGCCUGCGCACGUACCUCUUCACCUACGCCCCCUUCUACGACAGCGUCUCUCUCCCCACCCUCUCCGGCAUGUUCGAACUCCCCGAGAAGAAGAUCCAGGCCAUCAUCAGCCGGAUGAUCUCGCACGAAGAGCUGUCCGCCGCCCUGGACCAGGUCAACGACGCCAUCAUCUUCCGCAAGGGUGUCGAGCUGUCGCGCCUGCAGUCCCAGAUCGUCACCUUGGCCGACAAGUCCAUGAACCUCCUGGAAUCCAACGAGAAGACGCUCGAGCAGCGCACGCAAGGCAUGACCAACGCGUUCCAGCGCGACCAGGGCGCCGGCGCCCGAGGCCGUGGGCGCGGGGGCCAGGGCCGCGGUGGUGCUCGCAUCCCUGGUGGCCAGCAUGGCCGUCGACCGGGUGGACAGCAAUUCGGAGGUGGUGCAUUGGGUGGAGCGAUCAAGGCGUAAAAAAAAAAAGUGUAAUCGCAUUACAUUCUCCUAUUGCAUUUUCCCUUUUUUUUUUUUCUCCCUCUUCACUUUGUCAUGGU